Molecule: messenger RNA, 4673 nt
Organism: Stegastes partitus (bicolor damselfish)
Lineage: Eukaryota; Metazoa; Chordata; Actinopteri; Pomacentridae
Gene: r3hdm1
Product: R3H domain containing 1
Exons: 27
Coding region: 337-3825 (1162 amino acids)
Molecular function (GO): nucleic acid binding
Source: RefSeq, a predicted model, not a curated record
GCCUGCGUGCGGAGCGUGAGGAGCUGACGCACUCAGCAGCCCGCUGGACGCUGCCUCUCCUUCACUCCGCCACAAACACUAGCUGCUUCACCCUCGGUGGAGACAACGGCGGUGCACCGAUUGUAAACCCGAAGCGGUCAGCAGGGGUCAUGAGGGUGUCGGAGGCCCCGCUUGCUGUUCAGAGCAGCUGAAGCAGACAUGGGCAAAGAAGUCUCGGAUGGCAUCGGUAGGCUCAGCCUCAUCGACUUCACCAGCCACAUCCUCCUUUGCCGCAACCACCACUGGCUACGCAACAAGUUCUCUGUAUUUGCCAGCAUCUCCCAGUAAGACUUUGCAAUGAGAAUGUCCGAUACCGUUGACACUGAAACGAUGAAGGUUUCCGAGGCCGCCGACACGGUGUCAUCCGCCAAAGACAACGCCACCAAGUCCGAGGUCUCCGACCAGAGCCAGAGCAGCAGAGAUGAGCACGGCAGCAACAAUAAGAGGGACAUACAGCCUGUGAAGUACUCAAAGUCCAACACCAGGCUAAAGCUGGUGCGGAGCCUGGCAGUGUGUGAAGAGUCCUUUCCUUGCCCUAUCCCUGAGCCUUCAGCAGCACCUCAGGACGGAUUCCUUCUCCAGCCCUUCGAGAAGGAAGAACGAGGCGCUCAGGACCAAGCUGAGAAAGAGGACAGCUGCGACAAGGUGGACAAACCGGAGAAGACGCAGAGAAAGAUGCUGUCAAGAGAUUCCAGUCAAGACUACACAGAUUCAACUGGCAUCGACCUCCACGAGUUCCUGGUCAACACGUUGAAGGGCAACCCCAGGGAUCGAAUCAUGCUGCUGAAGCUGGAACAGGACAUCUUGGAUUUCAUCAGCAAUAAUGAAAGCCAAAAGAGGAAGUUCCCGCCCAUGAAGUCCUACCACAGGAUGCUGCUGCACCGCGUAGCAGCCUACUUUGGCAUGGACCACAAUGUGGACCCCAGCGGGAAGUCAGUGGUGAUCAAUAAAACCACCAACACCAGAAUACCCGAUCAGAAAUUCUCCGAGCACAUCAAGGAUGACAGGGCGGACGAUUUUCAGAAACGCUACAUUCUCAAACGAGACAACUCCAGCUUUGAUCGAGAAGACAGCACGAUUCGAAUGCGUUUGAAAGCUGACAAGAGGAGCAAAUCGAUGGAGGAGAGGGAGGAGGAGUACCAGCGAGCCAGAGAAAGGAUAUUUGCACAUGAUGGAGAUCACUUCAUCCUAGACAGAAGUGCUCAGGAUGAAGACGCAUGCAUGAGCACCCAACAGAGGCGGCAAAUGUUCAGGUUACGGGCCGGUCAGUCGGGCGCCAGCCGGCAGAGCAGCUCGGAGACGGAGACGCUGCCGCGACACGGCGAGCCGCGGCCGUGGAGCAGCACUGACAGCUCAGACAGCUCCAACCGGCUCGCCCCGCGGCCCGCCAUCACCAAGGCCAGCAGCUUCAGCGGCAUCUCCCCCGGCCUCAUCCGGGGAGACAGCACGGCCAGCAGCAAGAGCACCGGGAGGCUCUCGAAAACAGGUUCAGAAUCGUGCAGCAGCGUCGGCUCCUCGUCCAGCUCGCUGUCCCGUCCUCAGCUGCCUCUCCCGGUUCCAGCCUCGUCCCGCUCCAGCCUCCCCAACGCACCCUUGAUGCACCCGGACGCCAGAGGCUCCGGACACCCUGAGCUGACCAAGAGCAUCUCCUCACAGCCACCACCAGCCACAGACACAACAAACUACUACGUGUUGCCGCUGGAAGCCUCAGGGAUACCUCCUGGCAGCGUUCUGGUCAACCCACACACAGGCAAGCCUUUCAUCCAUCCCGACGGCAGCGCUGUAGUUUAUAACCCGGCCGGCAUCGCCCCCGCUGCUGGCAGGAUCCCACAGCAGGGGAAAGCCCCGCAGCAGCCAAUCCCCGCCGCAGCACAGCAGCAGCCGACCAAUCACCUUCACUCCCAGCCGAUCUGUCCUCCUCUCCAGCCGUCCUCCGAGCCUGUCCACAACCCAACGGUCUCCUAUCCUCUUCCUCCUCCUCUUCCUCCUUCUCAGUUCCUGCCCGUCUGUCCUAACCAACAGUACACUGUGCCUGACGCCCUCAACGCCCAGUUCAGUCACAUGACUCUGGCGCAGCAGCCGCCCAAUGACAGCGGGGCUUCGGCUCCAGAUGGCCGCCACUACCCCUCCGUGUACCACCACCACCACCACCACCCCUCCCAGGUGGUGCUGCAGGGAGCUCCUCCGCAGCAGGUCGCCAGCUACGUGGUGGCCGGGCCGUCGGGAGGACACCCCGGGGUGCUGCAGGGUCAGCCCGUCCCGCUCCCGACCCAGGGCCCCGGCCACGCGUACCCCAGCUCCACCCCGGGCCCCGCUGCUUUUCCCGGAGCCACCCUGAACCAGCCGCUCCUGCAGCAGCACACCUACAUCCAGCAGCCUGUCCAACAGAUGUCCACGUGUUACUGCUCUUCAGCUCAUCACCCACACUGCUCCAGCCAGCAGCAGCAGCAGCAGCAGCAGCAGCAGCAGCAGCAGCAGCAGCACUACCGACCGCACGUCAACGCGCUGCCCUAUAACUGCCCUCAGAGCCAAAACCUGCCCCAGCAACAAGUGCACCAAGCCGUGAUGCCAAACCCAGCGCCCAGCUACCAGACCGUAGUGGGCGUGCAGCCAACACCCAACCUCGCUCUCACUGGCAACCAGCAAAGCAAUAUGGGCAACCAGAUGCAAGGCAUGAUGGUCCAGUACCCUCCAAUGCAGUCUUAUCAGCAGGUUUCAGUCCCUCAGCAGACGUACCAGCAGCCAGUGUUUGUGUCCUGCCAGCCAGGACAGGGAGCAGUGGCUGUUGCUGGCAUGCAGCCCUGCUACAGCCUGAUCCCCCCGAACCAGCACACCACCAUGAGUUCAACAGUGAGUUUCCUGCCCGCCCCCAUGAUGGAGCAGCUCCAGUUUCCUCAGACCUCGUCGCCCUGCAUCUCCCAGCAGCACCCGGGCCAGCAGUAUGCAGGGCUGUUACCCCCGGCCCCCGGCGGCGGCAUGGUGAUGCUGCAAAUGACGGCGCCCCCCUGCCAGCAGCCCCGGGCCCCCUCCCCCUGCCAGAGGAAGCAGCCCGGCCACAAACACUCGGGCCCGGAUCACCAGCGCAGCCGCCGGCCCGCCGAGCUGCCUCCGCUUCCAGACAACACACAGAGCAGCCUGCCCUCGUCUCCGGCACUCACUCCUUCGCCAGGCCAGCCGCCCAGCGUCAAGGGCCUCCCGUCAGGCAUCUCGCCCAUCCCUGUCAUGGCCCACCACCCGCACCACCACCCACAGCUCCCUACAGCCUUCUGCCACAGUGGACAAGGUGAAGCGCACUAUUCUCUACUGGGCCAACCUCUGCAGUACAAACCCUCCAUCAGACCUCCGCUGAUCCACACUGCACACAUGAUGGCCAAACACCAAGGUCCACUGGGGGUUUGGCGUAGCGGUCACGGGAGGAAGGCCAGCAGGAAGCCUCUGUCUUCAGAUCUCAGUGUAGGUGAAGCAGUGAGCAGUCAGAUGCUGGAAGUGACACGUCCUCCGGAGGGGAUCAGCUGUACAGACUCCCACCGCCUCCUGGCAGAGCUCUGCAAAGGGGGCGGACUGAUCCGGCGGCUGUCGGACCACCAGCCCCGGCUGUGCGACGCCACCAGAGACGCUCCCGGCGGAGACUUGGCCUCAUCAUACUCUAUCUUCGCCAUGCUCCCCUCCAGAUACGCCACCCCGAGCGCCGCGCUCCACCACGCCGGCCCCCAGGGCACCUUUAAACUCCGAACUAGCACCAGACACAAAGGGGAGCUGUGCGACUGGGACCGGGCCGGCUCAUAGCUGCUACGAUCUCGGUGCGUCGACAAGGAGCGCCACAUGAACAUGCGCACAUCCAACCACCUGCCUCUGUUGCCUCAGUCUGGACUGUCUCCCAGACUCUGUCCAAAUAUCAAGCGUUUGAAGAAUGAAUGUUCACUUUUGUUUUUCUUUUUUUUUCUUCUUUGGUUCCGGCCAACAGGUCUGUGCAGGGUGGAAACCGAUGCACCAAAACUUCUUUGUAAAAUGUGGCUGCUGAGCUCAACUGAAAAACAAAAAAAAACCCGAGUUUGCUGUUCUGAAGUGUUCUUUUGUUUUAUUUCUUUUUUUCUUGGAGAUCCACUGUGGCUGUUCUAAUAGCAGGCGUGCGAGUGUGACGCGGCGCCACAUCAGGAAAAAAAAACGCGCAUAGACCUGUUUGUUUCUAGAAUGUUUUCUUUGUGCCCACUUUAGAAGAUUAGACCGUAUAAUAAUCGUGUUUAAAUCAUAUCACAUGUUUGGUUUGGUUCACCUUUGAUCGACACCCGUACAAUUAGAAACACUGAAUGACAAAUAUGCUACCUGAGUUAUCCGAAGUCACCGUUCAACACAGUGAAUGUUGCAUUUGCACUGAAGUGAUGAUGGAGAUGGAGAUCGGUAUCGGACAGAGCCUGGAUUUUCUUUUAUUUACCCCCCCUCUAAUACCUGUUUGUUGCACUCGACCAGGCCACUUUGUUUUAUAUAUUAAAUUAAAAUGUUUAUAUGCACAAGAAAAAUGCAAUCGUCACUCAUAUGUUUCUGUGUGAAUCAUGAGAGGUGUUCUGUGUAUGGUGUGGCUAUUUUUAUUUUUAUUUUUGGUUUUUGGUUUGACUCUAAUAAAUGUUUGCACCACA